Messenger RNA from Moneuplotes crassus, 860 nucleotides. The record is from the annotation of a GenBank genome assembly. NCBI's taxonomy places the organism in Eukaryota, Ciliophora, Spirotrichea, Euplotida, Euplotidae.
UUCAUCAUUCUAGGGGGCUGAAUCAAAAUAUUCAUCCCCAUAGUCUGCUGGAUCUAAGAUUUAAAUCCAAUAAUUCUCGAAGUUAGUAUCUGGCUGUAACAACUUUUAAUGAGUUACUUCCGGUGUUAAAAAUGAUCAUUAAAGUGCUAAUAACUUUAUUCAGAGCUGUUCAAUGAGACAAGACGCUAAGAAGAAUGAUAACUUGCAAAGAAAAUCCAGAGCUAAGUCAUCAAGUUUUAAUGAUGGUGGCAUGGAAGUCUUAAAGGAGUGGCUGGAAAGUAAUCUCGAUUAUCCUUACAUUGAGCGCUCAGAUAUUUUAAAAAUUCAGGCCAAAACCACUCUGACUAAGAAACAAAUACAAGGCUGGUGCACCAAUAUCCGAAGGAGACGGAUGACAGUUAUAAGAGACAGCAAUGGAAAUAAGAAAUUGGUUCCUCAUGAAAAUCCCGAGAAGAAGAGACAACAAAAUAAGCAAGGUGAGCGUGUUCCAAUAAUCCUGCUUAAUGAUUCUAAUAAGACCAUUGAAAAUGCGCCAAAACGUGAUGAGGAUAUUAGCAAAGAUUCAGCAUCUUUAAAGUCUGCAAAAGAUGAUAAAAAUGAUCAUCAUUGACACCCAAUUCUAAUUGAGCAACCAAAAACCAAGGGAACUAUAAAAUCUUCUAAAAAGACACCUCAGCAAUUCUUAAUCACCAGAAAGAAUUCUGCGACUUUUAAAGGCUCUCUAAGCACCCGAGAGCUUUCAAAGAUUCUUUGCAGGUAUUGCUUCUGUGAAAAUUUACACUACCUCCCUUUGUUAUUAACAAUAUCUGAAAUCAGGUAAUCCAUCGAGAAUUUUUAAUAAGUAUGAGUUAUUCAUUCAA